Messenger RNA from Fundulus heteroclitus (mummichog), 837 nucleotides. Its product is annotated as GTPase IMAP family member 9-like. NCBI's taxonomy places the organism in Eukaryota, Metazoa, Chordata, Actinopteri, Cyprinodontiformes, Fundulidae. Gene Ontology annotation, molecular function: GTP binding. The record is from RefSeq and is a predicted model, not a curated record. The transcript is spliced from 3 exons. The annotation marks the transcript as partial.
CUAGGAUCAAAUGAAACAAAGAUUGUCCUACUGGGAAAAACUGGCGUUGGGAAGAGCAGCCUUGGCAACACCAUACUGGGAGACAGUCUGUUUAAAGGUUUAUUAUCUCCAGAAUCUGUUACAAACAAGUGCAACGCAGAAUCUAAAUAUAUCAACGGAGAACGUGUCACAGUUAUUGACACUCCUGGCUUCUUUGACAACACAUUGGAAGAAGAGAAGCUGAAGGCUGAGAUGAUUAAGUGUAUCGAACACUGUUCAGCCGGGAUUCAUGCAUUUCUCAUUGUGCUGAAAGUGGACCGAUACACAGACCAGGAGAAGGAAAUCAUUAAGAUGAUCAAGCAAUAUUUCUCAGAGGAAAGUCUGAAACAUGCUGUGGUUGUGUUUACACAUGGUGACCAGCUUGAAGAAGGGCAGACCAUUGAUGAAUUUGUUGGAAAGAGUAAAGAUCUGAAAGAGCUGGUGGAUAAGUGUGGUGGAAGGUGCCACGUUGUUGAUAACAAGUACUGGAAAAACCAGCAGGAUGGAUACAGGAGCAACAGGUUUCAAGUGAAGCAGCUUCUCAAAACAAUAGAAAAUAUGAAACAAAACAAGGGCGUCUACACAAACGAGUUCCUUCAGUUAGUAGUGGGGCAUAUUUUGAAAAUCUCAGUUGGAAUCACAGUUGGAGCAUUGCUGGGAAUGUUACUUGGUGCCACGGUUGGUGCAUACCACAGCACAGAGGUCUGGGCAGAGGAUGAGACCAAACCUGCUGCUGAUGACGAAGAGGAUAAGUUACGAACUAGAGAGAAGAUCAACAGAAGUAACUUCUCUGGAGGCUCCAACCCAGAGGAAACAUAA